Messenger RNA from Varanus komodoensis (Komodo dragon), 1215 nucleotides. It is a transcript of the gene FAM81B, whose product is annotated as family with sequence similarity 81 member B. The record is from RefSeq and is a predicted model, not a curated record. The transcript is spliced from 9 exons. The coding region runs from base 91 to 1215 and encodes 374 amino acids. Lineage: Eukaryota; Metazoa; Chordata; Lepidosauria; Squamata; Varanidae.
AGCUGGUUUGUUGUGGGACUGAGAACAUCAUUUUAAAACUUUUCAAAGACAGAGAAAAAGCAUCAAAAACAAGAUAUACAUUGAAUAAAGAUGUCUACAGAAAGCACAACAGAAUUGGUUAAACACCUUGACAAGAGUCCAAGCCAGUCUUUCUUGCCUGCAAUCCCGAAUGUUUCUGGAAGCAGAGUGAAUUCCCUUGAAGACCGGAUGUCCAAUCAGGAAAGGACUACUACUGUUCUUCUGGAUCAGGCUUUUCGGAUCAAAGACAGCAUUGUUUCUUACCUUCAGGGGAAUAAAGGCAUUCAGCAAGGGGAGGCAGCAGCACGCCAGCUACUGGAGAACCACAUUCAGAUCAUCACGAGCAUUGUUAAGAAGCUGAGCCAUGACAUAGAGGCGUUGGAGAGGCAAAUAAAAGCAAGAGAUGAUGUAACAUCAGGAACAAAUUUUGCUAUGCAGAAUCUGGACCAGAAACAUCUUCAGGGAGUUGGGGAUCUACGUGGGAGAGUGGCUAGAUGUGAUGCCAGCAUUGCAAAACUCUCUGGAGAUGUAAAUAUAAUCAGGCAUGAGAUUUCAAAACAAGAGAGAGAGAUUCACGCCAUCCAAACUUCCUUGGAAAAUUAUAGUAAUAAUCUAGAAAUGAAGGUGAUGCAGCUUUUAGGCAAGAUAGAGACUUCAAACACAGAGCAAGACUCAAAUUUAAAGGCAAUACAGGGGAAUCAGCACCAUGAAUUGCAGCUCCUGGAUCUCAAGAUAAAUGGUAUUUUAAAUGACUUUAAGGAUCAAAUUUUAAAUCAGUGGAAAUGGACAGAAAGUCAGAUGAAGAGAGCUGAACAAGAGCAAGCCCAUCUCACAAAUCAGCUUCUUGGCACAAUGAAAGAUAAUCUGGAAACAGUGGAAAAGAAAAUGGAAGAUGGUUUGUAUUACCUCUCCAAAAGGAUAGAGAGUACAGAUAAAACAGUGCAAUUUGAUACAGAGCUGAGCCAAGUGAAAAAUGAUCAAAAUAAACUCCAUGCAAGGAUUACUAGAUUUGAAAAACUGAUGUGGAAUGAAUUGGAGGAAAUCCAGAAUGAAUAUAGAUCAGGAUUCCAAUCCAUUCGUGACUCUCUCAGUGCACUUAAAAAAAUACAGACAACAAAAUUGAAACUUGAGGAAGAGAAAUUCAAACAAGACAUGAAGAAGAUGCGACAAAAGAUAACUCAGCUUCAAGAAGCCUAA